AUGACAUUUUCAAGAAGUGAGAGCUGUGAGAAUAUAUGCAAAGAGAUUCAUGAAUAUUUGGGGGAUACAGUUUUUCUAAUUCAAAAUCUGGCUAGUCUAAGCCAAAGUGAAUGCAAGAAAAUCAGAGAAACGUACACAGAAAUUUAUGGGGAGGAUCUUGUUCAAAUUCUUGGAAACACAGCAAUGGCUAGCCAAGAAUCUUCAAGGACAUGUGCAGCCUUGUCCAGUUUGAUGCUUAAUCCAUAUGAACACGACGCUGUGGUGGCAAGAGAGGCGCUUGUUGAGCCAAUCAAUUAUAAAGCUCUAGUCGAAAUAUUUACAUGCCGAAAAUCAAGCCAUGUUCUUCUCAUACUUCAAGCUUAUCAAGCAAGAUUUAGGAGGCAAUUGGAUCAAGAUAUUGCAAGGAUUGAGCCUCCCAACCCAUAUCAGAAGAUAUUGAUGGCAUUGUCUGCAUCACACAAAGCACACAGUGCUGAUAUUAGCCAACAUAUUGCCAAGUGUGACGCAAAGAGACUUCAUCGAACAGGGGAGGGAAAAUCAGGAGCCAUUGAUCCAGCUGUAGUUACAGAGAUCCUCAGUAAAAGGAGCAUUGCACAGCACAAACUAACAUUUUCCACCUAUAACCAUAUUUAUGGGCACACUUAUACAAGUUUUCUGAAAAAUGAAGUCUUUGGAGAGUUUGAAGAUGCAGUGAGAAUGGUGACGAAAUUCAUAUGCAAUCCACCAAAACAGUAUGCCAAGACGUUGUAUACUUGCUUAAAGGGCACGACAACUGAUAAGGGUGCUUUGAUACGUGUUAUGGUGAGCCGGGCCGAGGUCGACUUGGACGAAAUUCAGAGGGUCUUCAAGAAGAAAUAUGGUAUGGAAUUGAAAAGUGCCAUAUAUGACAGUGUUCCGGCUGGGAAUCACAGAGACUUUCUUGUUGCAUUGGCCACAAAGGUCUUCCUAGAUUGA
Molecule: messenger RNA, 954 nt
Organism: Fraxinus pennsylvanica
Lineage: Eukaryota; Viridiplantae; Streptophyta; Magnoliopsida; Lamiales; Oleaceae
Source: the annotation of a GenBank genome assembly